AUGCUUUUUGCAGACGAUGUAGUUCUGAUAGAUGAGACUCGAGGGGGUGUGAAUGACAAAUUAGAGGUGUGGAGGCAAACUCUUGAGUCUAAAGGGUUCAGGGUGAGCAGAAGCAAGACAGAGUAUGUGGAAUGCAAGUUUAAUGACGUGAGGCGGGAGAAUGAGGUAGUAGUGAAGUUGGAAGCACAGGAGGUAUGUAAGAGGGAUAAUUUCAAGUAUCUUGGGUUCGUGAUCCAGAGUAACGGUGAGAUUGACGAGGAUGUCUCGCACCGUAUUGGGGCGGAAUGGAUGAAGUGGAAGCUCGCGGCGGGGGUGCUGUGUGAUAAGAAGGUGCCGCCCAAGCUUAAAGGCAAAUUCUACAGGGUGGUAGUCAGUUCGGCCUUGUUGUAUGGAGCGAAGCCAUUUGCUUUUCCUAAAAAUCCUUUAGUUCUCUUCAUCUUCUCUUGCAAUUGCAUGCAAGAACAAGAUGAAAAAUCUGUUGCAGGAAAAGCAGCUAGUGCACAAAUGGUAGCUGCUGUCAAGCAAACAACGAAUCCGAACCAAGGAGAACCAGUUCUUAAGUGGCAGAUGGGAUGA
This is a messenger RNA of Capsicum annuum, 576 nucleotides long. RefSeq lists its product as uncharacterized. The transcript has 4 exons. Bases 1 to 576 code for a protein of 191 amino acids. The record is from RefSeq and is a predicted model, not a curated record. NCBI's taxonomy places the organism in Eukaryota, Viridiplantae, Streptophyta, Magnoliopsida, Solanales, Solanaceae.